Musa acuminata subsp. malaccensis (wild Malaysian banana) is the source of this 964-nucleotide messenger RNA. RefSeq names its product CASP-like protein 5A1. NCBI's taxonomy places the organism in Eukaryota, Viridiplantae, Streptophyta, Magnoliopsida, Zingiberales, Musaceae. Gene Ontology annotation, cellular component: membrane. The record is from RefSeq and is a predicted model, not a curated record.
UUCUUUUCGUCGUGUUGUCUUCGGCUGGCUGUUUCGAUCGCCGUCGCUCUCUCGGCUCUCUGAUCCUUCUCCUUUUGCUAUCGCGUCCUCCAUACAAGAAUCAUAUCUUAUUCCGGAGUCCGGCAAAUUGGAGGUAGGAAGAGAGGGAUCUCGAUUAACGAGGGGGGUGGUAGGGUGGUGAUGAUGAUGGGGUUUCACCUGAUGUGACGCCUAGUUGGUAGCCUCGUCGGCCGUCAUGGACUGGGAGUUCGCCUAGGCGAGAUGUUUGUGAGCAGGCCAGCAGUGCACCCCGUGGAGGCGCCGCCUCUGACGGAUGCAGCCGAAAACCCGCCGAGGGUGAGGAUGAAGGAGAUCCAGGGCAUGCCGGGGACGUCCGGCGGCCUCGCGCUGCGCCUUUCUCAGUUUGUGUUCGCGGCCGCCGCCCUCGGCGUCAUGGUCUCCGCCAGCGAUUUUGCCUCCGUCACUGCCUUCUGUUAUCUGGUUGCGGCAACCAUCUUACAAGGCUUGUGGAGUAUCUCAUUAGCUUUUCUGGAUAUAUAUGCACUUCUAGUAAAACGCUGCUUGCGGAAUCCCCGAGCACUGCAUUUGUUUACUCUUGGAGAUGGGAUCACGGCCACACUGACAUUUGCAGCUGCUUGUGCAUCUUCCGGCAUUACAGUAUUGAUCGGCAAUGAUCUCAACAUAUGCUCACAGAACCACUGCACGAGCUUCGAGACUGCAACGGCGAUGGCUUUCAUCAGUUGGUUUGCAGUCUGCCCAUCAUUUCUCAUGAACUUCUGGUCACUGGCAUGUAGGUGAAAAGCAAGAAUGGCUGCUCCUAAUUGCCAAUUUUUGGUGUGCCCUUGAAGAUUUCUUUUUCUCCCCCAUUUAUCAACAGUCAAAUUGCCAUUACUGUCAAAUCUGUAUAGUAUGAAUUCCUGGGUGUGAUUGUGCAAGAUAUCAGAUGAAAUGUACAACUUUGGUA